AUGGGUAAUGGAAUAAAUAAGGUCCUGCCUGAUCUGUAUCUCGGCAAUAUCAAAGAUGCACGAGACAGGGAGCUGUUGGCGCAGCACAACAUCACCCACAUCUUGUCCAUCCAUGACACAGCUGCACCCAUCCUGGAGGACAUGACGUACCUGUGUAUAUCUGCUGCUGAUCACUCUAAGCAAAACCUGACUCAAUACUUCAGGGACAGCAUCAUGUUUAUCCACGAGUCCCGACUGAAAGGAGAGGGCUGCCUUGUCCACUGUGUGGCAGGCGUGUCCCGCAGUGUGACACUGGUGGUGGCUUACAUCAUGACGGUGACGGGUCGCGGCUGGGUGGAGACUCUGGCGGCGGUGAGGGCCGCUCGGCCGUGUGCGGGGCCCAACCUGGGCUUCCUCCGGCAGCUGGAGGAGUUUGAAAACACAGAACUGACAGAAUAUCAGGCCUGGUGGAAGGACCGAUACGGGAAGAACUCAUUCAACGAUGAUGAGGAGAUGGAAAACCUUUUAACGCGGAAAUCUAACAACAGCAGCAGCAAUACCAUAACAACCAGCAUCUCUCCUGCGCUGGGCGCCGGUGGCACCUGAAGACAUGUCUUCUGAAAGUCUCGUCUCUAUUGAACUCAAGCAGCUGAGGGACUGGUGGGCUUCUGCUCGGACCAUUAAACCCACUAAGACCAGACCAGCUUUUUCCGAUUUCGUCGAUCCUGCAGAGAAAAGUAAAACGCUCUGUAUCAAUAUGAUACAAUAUUAAUUUCGAGUUUGCAGAAUGGCUAAGGAGUCAUGUGAGUGGGGGGGAUUUUUAUGUCAUCAUCUCAGUCCCCCUCAUUAUGUCAUGUCCUUGCCCUAACUGUCAAAACAACAUGCAAGGGCAGUCAAGCAUGACACCAAAGGAAAUAUGUACAUACAGUCCACAGUGUGAACACACAUUUAGCAGCGUUCACUCCCUGUUAGUUACGUUAUGCUGUGUCUUCUACUUGAAUUAUGAGUAGUCUAUUACGUUCUAUAGUCACAGUGUGUAAACUGAGGAAUACUGUAUCUUUCAGGGAAACAGUAUCAGAAGCAAUAUUUAUUUGCUUAUCACAUUUUUAUUCCUUAAUUAAUGUUGUUUUUGAUUGUACUGUAUAAAAGUUUGCAUGCUCUGAAUAAUAUUCUCAAUUAUGCCAUAAAAAGAAGGAUUAACAGUAAAAGCCUAAUUUUAUUGUCAAGUGUUUGUGGAGUUAAUGAUUCACAACUGUAUUUCUGUCGCAGA
Messenger RNA from Anoplopoma fimbria (sablefish), 1249 nucleotides. Its product is annotated as dual specificity protein phosphatase 22-B-like. The coding region runs from base 1 to 585 and encodes 194 amino acids. Lineage: Eukaryota; Metazoa; Chordata; Actinopteri; Perciformes; Anoplopomatidae. The record is from RefSeq and is a predicted model, not a curated record. Gene Ontology annotation, cellular component: cytosol. Gene Ontology annotation, molecular function: protein tyrosine/serine/threonine phosphatase activity. Gene Ontology annotation, biological process: protein dephosphorylation; regulation of cell population proliferation; positive regulation of JNK cascade. The transcript has 7 exons.